UUCGUUGGCGUUCACUUAAUAUUAUUCGGUCGACCGCGCGGUGCACUCGUUGUCCAGUAGUCAGCAGCUGCAUUCGAGUCGUUCACAGCAGAACACCGGGUUCAACACACACGGCAACCGCACGGCUCGAGAACCCCAGUGAAGAGCGCACGGGCAAGAAGAGCACGCGCGGCAGAACGCGAACACCACUGGGCGCACACGUAGCACCACGUUCGGGACUUCUGCGGCAGACCACCGAACCCCGGGGCAACAACUCGCUCGAAACCCACCACCAGACCCGCGCGACCGGUUCACACGGCAAGGCGCGGCGCAUCUAGACCGCCAGCAACUCGGUUGCCGACGACCAAUCCGCCCUUGAAGCACCGACGCACGACGACGCGAUGCUGAACCGUCAAAUGCAGUUCGCCGUAGCCUUGGCGCUGUUCUGCGCGCACGCCGCCACGGCCUACCCGACACCGAUGGAACGCGUGUCCGGUGAAAACAAUUACCUGGCCUUCCGGAACUCUCCUUCGAGGGAUUUGGAACGCUUCAUCGAAGGUGAAAAUAUUUUAAGAGAUUUGGAAUUGUUGAGAGACCGCGCCGAGUACUUUGCCAGACAAAACCGUCAGAUAAAUUCAUUGAACGGUGUUGGUUUCGGACAGAGCAAACGAUUCGAUAGCCUCAGCGGUGUGUCGUUCGGAGGCCAAAAGAGGAACUUCGACGAGAUCGACCGUACCGGACUGGACCGAUUCGUGAAGAAAAACUUCGAUGAGAUAGACCGGAGCGCAUUCGAUCGUUUCGUGAAGAAGAACUUCGACGAGAUCGACCGGAGCGCGUUCAACAGCUUCGUAAAACGUCCCAGCAAGGUGCCGGCGGCCAAUUUGGAAUAAAAACACGAGUGUAACUCACACGCAAAAAGCUCUCACACAAUACGUACAUAUACUAUACCCGCAAUCACACACACACACCCAUACACACACACCCACACACAUUCAUAUACAUGAUCCAUAUGAUCACGAUGUUAAACACUCAUCGAAAGUACUCAUCGCCGACGACCACGAUUAACAACCGUUGUUACCGCGGUCGCUGUCGUUUCAUGUCCGUCACAUCACCAUAAAAUUCACUUGUCCGUCUCAUCUGCCGAUCACGUGCGAAGUCGCCCGCGACCGGCAUACAUUAGGUUCAGCAGUUACACGAGCCCAUCCGCACCGAAAACCGCGUGGCACACAUGUUGUGGCACACGUUCAACAAACGCGUGUUUUACGGAACACUAAUCGAAACCGAUAGUAUCAAUUUUAGAGUACACAUUUUAUUACUAUAAAUUUUUGUUUUUUUUUUUUCGUUUUUUUUUUUCGUCAAUAUUAACUAUGAAUUGACCAUUAGUCGACGCGUACAAAAAUAACUAUAUUACUAUUAUGACACUAUACAUAUAUUAAAUUAUAUUAUAUUAUACACAUUGAGAUCAUUGAGAUCUGUUUUCGAAUCUCGUAAAAUAUUUAUUAUAAUCAUUAUUAUGAUAUGUCACC
Sipha flava (yellow sugarcane aphid) is the source of this 1505-nucleotide messenger RNA. RefSeq names its product orcokinin peptides-like. Lineage: Eukaryota; Metazoa; Arthropoda; Insecta; Hemiptera; Aphididae. The coding region runs from base 381 to 869 and encodes 162 amino acids. The transcript has 4 exons. The record is from RefSeq and is a predicted model, not a curated record.